CGAAACCAAAAAUGAACUCCGGAGCUGCCCUUUGGCCUCCAUCUUCCGCAAUUGCCGCAGGAAAAGGGCCGAGACACACUGUGUAAUAAAGCGAAGUGGCUCUCCACUGUGAAGCAGUUCUUGAUUCCUCCUAUCAUUAUAUUACGGAGUUUCAUCAUUACACAGUAAUCUGUACGCCCGCCAUAGCCGGAUGAUCAUCUCUUCUUCAGACCCGGGGUCCUGAGAGCUACCGAGAUUCGGGAGAAACCCGAUUUGGGCGGAUCUUGGCACGGCCCGGAACCCAAUUUGACGGCUUCUGGGCAGGCGGACGCGUCUCAUGCCUCAUGGGCUGCGUGGCGUCGAAGCAGGCGGUGUCGGUUACUCCGGCGGUUGACCAUUCCGGAGUUUUCCGGGACGAAUUCGGGUCGGGUCGGACGCGGGUGGAGAGUAGCGGCCUGGGGUUGGAUUUUGACUUGAAGAAGGUGAAGAGGAGGGCUGACUCGGUCUUGAGCGCGGGGUGCGAGUUCGCGGCUGAGUCUGGGAGGGCGAGUUCGAAUGGGUACGGGAGCGAGUCCGUGAGCUUCAGGCUCGGGAAUUUGCACAAGUAUGUGGAGGGAGAGCAAGUCGCCGCCGGCUGGCCGGCCUGGCUCAGUGCGGUUGCAGGGGAAGCUAUUCAAGGCUGGGUGCCGCUCCGAACAGAGUCAUUCGAGAAGCUCGAAAAGAUUGGUCAAGGUACAUAUAGCACAGUAUUCCGGGCUCGUGAUCUAGAAAGUGGGAGGAUAGUUGCACUGAAGAAGGUGCGGUUCGAUAACUUUGAACCAGAGAGUGUUCGGUUUAUGGCCAGAGAGAUCAUGAUUCUUCGCAAGCUUGACCACCCAAACAUCAUCAAAUUGGAGGGCAUAAUCACUUCGCGAUUAUCAUGUAGCAUAUAUCUUGUCUUUGAGUACAUGGAGCAUGAUGUUUCAGGACUCUUGGCUUGCCCUGAUGUCAACUUCACCGAAUCACAGGUAAAAUGCUACAUGAAACAGUUGUUAUCUGGACUUGAGCAUUGUCAUUCCCGGGGUGUGAUGCAUCGGGAUAUCAAAGGAGCCAAUCUUUUGGUAAACAAUGAAGGCAUCUUAAAGAUUGGUGAUUUUGGGUUGGCUAACUACUGUUAUCCGACCCGCAGGCAUCCAUUAACCAGUCGAGUUGUCACUUUAUGGUAUCGUCCUCCUGAGCUUUUAUUAGGUUCCACGGAUUAUGGAGCUUCUGUGGACAUCUGGAGUGUUGGAUGUGUCUUUGGUGAAUUUCUCACUGGUAAACCAAUUCUUCAAGGGAGAACCGAGGUUGAACAGCUGCACAAAAUUUUCAAACUUUGUGGAUCUCCUCCAGAUGACUAUUGGAAGAAGUCUAAACUUCCCCAUGCAACUCUGUUUAAGCCACAACAUCCUUACGAAAGCUGUCUUUGGGAGACUUUUAGUGAUCUACCAAUGGCAGCUGUCUCUUUGAUCGAAUCUCUUCUUAUGGUGGAACCCAAUAACCGUGGCACUGCCUCUUCUGCGCUUGGAUCUGAGUAUUUCAUGACAAAGCCUCGUGCUUGUGAUCCUUCAAGCUUGCCCAAAUAUCCACCGUGCAAAGAAAUUGAUGCUAAACAUCGUGAUGAAGUAAGAAGAAAGAGGCAUAGUGGAAGAGCACGUGGUCCAGAAACUACAAGAAAGCCUACCAGAAAACAAAAUGGAAUCAAUAAACUGGCACCUGAGGAGAAGUUAUCUGCUCCAACUCAUGGUGUUGAUAGAAGUAGACACAGAAGUGUGUGUAAGCACAGAGAGGGAGAAGGUGGCAAAGGCCCACAGCCUUUGAUUGAUGUCAUGGAAGAAGUAUCUCUUGCAAAGAAUGCGUCUGAAGCUGACAUCCCAUUUUCAGGCCCAUUGCAGCUAUCUGAAUCAAGCGGCUUCUCAUGGGCAAAAAGAAGGUCCAAGGAUUCAUCAGUGAGAUCACCAAGUAGUAGGUCUAGUUCAAAAAUAUUUGAACCUUCUGUCGCAUUAUUGCCACCAAGGAGUGAUAGCUUGGAAUCCAGAAGGCGAGACAACUGGGAACUCAGAAAUGGUGGAAGUCGCACUGAUUCCAAGGGCCAGAAUUCCUAUGAAAAUGCAAAACGUGCAGCGCUUGAACAAUGGAGUCUAUCAGGACGACCAGAAUCUUUUGAUGCUUCCGAUGGAGGCUAUCAAUCCCAAGAACUUUCACUAGCCCUCUACCUGAAAGAAGAAAUGGCUCUCAAGAGAUUGAAUGCAGUUCAUGAUCAUGGUGAUAAGGUUGACUUUUCAGGGCCUUUACUAUCUCAAACACACAGAGUAGAUGAGCUGUUGAAAAAACACGAGCGUCAUAUCCGGCAAGCUGUUCGCAGAUCAUGGUUCCGGAAAGUUAGGAGAAAUGGGAAGUAGUUGCAUGAUCAUGUUAGCAUGAGAAGGGAAGCCUUGGCUAUGUAUCAGACAUCACAAAGUCGGUGAAUCCCAAAAGGUGGCGAUAAGUGAUAUGCAUCCGCGGAUAGAAGUGACACUUGCUGAUGACCAUAUAUCUCUACAAGCUUACUAUGAGAAGUUCUGCAGGAGCUGGUUGUGCUUUAUUCUUUUUCAUCAUCUUCAGGAAAAAGUAACCUUUCUUUUUUUCGCUUGACAUUUCAUUAUCACUGUAUAGAUUUAGUUGAGUGAAGACUCUCAAAGAGCAUAGAUUGACAAAAUUGUAAGAUUGAAAGUGUACACACUUUACAUUGAGACUGCUACAACAGUGUUCAAGUUGCGAAAUGCGAUACCCUUGUCUAUGAAUAGAAAUGAGAUCUUGAU
This is a messenger RNA of Cuscuta campestris, 2798 nucleotides long. The record is from the annotation of a GenBank genome assembly. Lineage: Eukaryota; Viridiplantae; Streptophyta; Magnoliopsida; Solanales; Convolvulaceae.